UCAGAGGUCCAUGAUGAGUAUCGAGCUCUGGUCUCACAGUUUGGUGGUUAUGAUGUGAACAUCAGAGGUCCAUGAUGAGUAUCGAGCUCUGGUCUCACAGUUUGGUGGUUAUGAUUUGAACAUCAGAGGACCAUGAUGAGUAUCGAGCUCUGGUCUCACAGUUUGGUGUUUAGGUGGAGUAGGAGUAUGGAGGGGGGCACUUAGGACAUGUAUGGUGGUCGUAGCACUCUCACUCAUUCCCAGUUGUGUUCUCUUGCAGAUAUCAUGCGGUUCCGGGUUGCAGAUUGCUUCCAUGUCAUCCUGUCUCUCAGUGUCAUCCUGCUCCUUGUCGUAGUGAGAUUUAAACUUCCAAAUAAGACCCAUGUGAUCAACACAAAACCUCCCGAGCCAAAAAGGCAGUCAGUAACGCUGGACGAUGGGGUCUUCACCUACCACCUGAACCUCUCUCACUUCCAGGAUGAGUUUCCUCACCUCCAAAGUUACAACUGCUCCCUCAUCUACACCCCCAGACCAGACAAUGGGGGCGCCUCCCCACUACUACUACUGGCCAUCAAAUCCCACCCAGCAUCGGUCAGCAGAAGAGCGGCGCUGAGGAAAACGUGGGCAAAACCAGUGGAAGUGAUGGGGUACAGGGUGAGGCCCGUGUUCCUGAUGGGACUAAGUGACCACAACAAACACAUGGAGCUAGUGAAGGUGGAGGAGACGGAAUAUGGGGACAUCUUACUGUGGAACUUCACUGAGGGGCACCACAACUUGUCUCUGAAGGAGCGGUGUCUUCUGGAGUGGCUGCACUACAACCCCUCACAGGCGACUUUUAUCUUCAAAGGUGAUGAUGACGUGUUUGUGAAUCCAGCCGCCUUGGUUCAGUACAUUAAGGUGAAUGCAUCCUCUCCGUCCACCCUCCAUGGGGCGCUGCAGAGACAUUCUAUUGUUCUUCGAUAUUCCAAGUACCAAGUCUCACGGACCUUGUUCUCCAACACUAAAUACCCCUACUUCCUGUCCGGUGGGGGCUUCCUGUUCCCGGGGGCCGCGGUCCCGCCCCUGUAUCACGCCUCCCUGCGGCUGCCCGUGUUUCCACUGGAUGACGUUUAUUUCGGGAUCUUGUCUUUGGCCGCCAAUCUUACUCUCCGCCAUGAGAAUCGCUUUUAUGUUUUUGGACUGAAAUUCGACCCCUGUAACUACCGGCGAGCUUUUGUGGUGCACAGGGUGGAGCCGGACUACCUGCUGCGCAUCUGGGGUCAGGUCCACGAAGCAAAGUGUAACAGCACCGAACCCAACAAUAAGUAAUGGAGGUCCACCGGGACCAUGGCCCAAACACUUUACCCCAAAGACUGAGGGGCUGAAGGACUGGAGAAUCAUUUAUUUAUGAAAGUAUUUAUUCUGUGACUGGAGCUGCGUUGGUUCUCAUAGGGUUAUAGUCGGCUGACGUUGCUGCAGGAGUUAACCUCUUCAUGUGCACAGACGUGUUUCAGGGCUCUCACGUUCAGCAGUCGGAAACCUAAAAACAAAUUUCCUGUAAUAACAUGAUGAAGUGAUAACAAGAACAACCACAAUGAUUUAUUCUGACCUACAGUUAUAUCAGAACCGAGAAAGAAGUGUAAACAAAAAUACGACCGCAACACAUAGCAGCUUCCCUAUACACAAUGGCAACAUUACAGCAGUAACCUGUCCUGUAUCUGGGUCCCUCCUGCUGUAAUAACCUGUCCUGUAUCUGGGUCCCUCCUGCUGUAAUAAC
Hyla sarda is the source of this 1735-nucleotide messenger RNA. RefSeq names its product acetylgalactosaminyl-O-glycosyl-glycoprotein beta-1,3-N-acetylglucosaminyltransferase-like. The transcript is spliced from 2 exons. Gene Ontology annotation, cellular component: membrane. Bases 208 to 1287 code for a protein of 359 amino acids. NCBI's taxonomy places the organism in Eukaryota, Metazoa, Chordata, Amphibia, Anura, Hylidae. Gene Ontology annotation, molecular function: protein N-acetylglucosaminyltransferase activity. The record is from RefSeq and is a predicted model, not a curated record.